This is a messenger RNA of Alternaria arbusti, 465 nucleotides long. RefSeq lists its product as uncharacterized. The record is from RefSeq and is a predicted model, not a curated record. The coding region runs from base 1 to 465 and encodes 154 amino acids. NCBI's taxonomy places the organism in Eukaryota, Fungi, Ascomycota, Dothideomycetes, Pleosporales, Pleosporaceae. The transcript has 2 exons.
AUGCCACCAUCGGUCCAGAAGUUUCUAGACAGUCUUAAGCGACAUCCCGUGACCGUGCCCUUCGUCGACGUUCCGAAUGACAUGGUUUAUUGGGGCUUCACUAUCUACCGGACAUACUACGGCCCUGGAUCGGAUCAGCGGUGGAGCGAAUUGCUCCAGCGAAUGACUACUGAGACUAAGCUCGACCUCGAGAGCCAAGACGGGGCUGAAGACGACACGACUAGCACUGCAAAAGCUUGGUCUCUAUUCAAACUCGACGCUCGAUCAGACUCUACAGUGUUAGAUGGCUUGACGCUGGAGCAGGUUCGACAGCUGUGCGUGGAGGGAGUUGGAGGCCGGCCGAUGAACGCAGACGACAACCCGUUUCGAGUCUUCUUCUUGGCUGACGCUGAGGCGCUAGUGGGCUCCGAUUUUGAUAGUGCUCUGAUCAAGGUCGUGGCAGCAGACGUUAUUUUGGAUGGAUGA